GAGCUCUUUCGGGGAGGUGAUGCGGAUGUCGAGUGCCGAACUACAGUUUCAAUGCUGGAGCUGCGUCAAAUCUGACGAUUCUCGAGCCUAUUCCUCCAGGAUGAAUGAGAACAGGUAACGAGUACAUAACCAGCGAUGCCUUCUCUCCAAUACAGUCGAACCAAGCACAUCCUCUGGCAUCACUUCCCCAACACAUUCAUUACAUCUCGUUCAUACCAUUCAUUCUCAUAUUUGUUUGCUGGUCAUACACUUUCUUUAACAACAUCAUCAUGAGUCCUUCACUUACUGAGCUUUUCGUCGCCACUCUGGCACUGGCUACCACUGUUACCGGCGCUCCCACCGGCACCGACUUACCCAGGGGCAACCGCUACUCUAUCGCUCAGGUCAAGAACACCAAGUAUACCAAGAGCGGUCCUUUGGCUCUCGCUAAAGUAUAUCGAAAAUACGGUGUUCGUCUUCCCACGGAUCUCGCUGCUGCUGUCACCAAGGUCAAGGCGGCCAACACUCGCCGCGACGAGGGGAAUGUGACCACAACUCCCACCGACAACGAUAGUGAGUGGUUGACUCCUGUCAGCAUUGGGACUCCGCCUCAGGUUCUUAACCUGGAUUUCGAUACUGGAUCCUCGGACCUCUGGGUCUUCAGCUCCUUGACCACUGCGAAUGAGGUUACUGGCCAAACCAAGUACGACCCGUCCAAGAGCAGCACAUCGAAGAACCUGGCUGGCGCUACAUGGUCUAUUACUUAUGGUGAUAAGAGCUCCUCUUCCGGAACCGUCUAUCUCGAUAAGGUCAACGUGGGAGGCCUUACUGUUAGCGCCCAAGCUGUCGAGGCUGCGAAGACUGUUUCCGACACCUUCACUUCUGAAUCGGAUCUCGAUGGCCUCCUCGGACUAGCCUUUAGCUCAAUCAACACUGUUCAGCCAACCAAGCAAAAAACGUUCUUUGAUAGCGCUAUGCCCGACCUUGAGUCGAAGGUAUUUACCGCAGACCUGAAACAAGAUGCCCCCGGAAACUACAACUUUGGCUUUAUUGAUAAGUCUGCUUUUACUGGAGACAUCACCUACACGCCCGUCGACUCGUCCCAGGGAUUUUGGGAAUUCACGUCCACUGGCUAUGCAGUAGGCGAUGCAACAUUCUCUCAGACGUCUCUCGAUGGCAUCGCCGAUACUGGCACUACACUCCUUUUGCUCCCUAGCGCUGUCAACAAGGCCUACUACGCUCAAGUUCAAGGUUCCAAGCUUGACAGCACCGCGGGUGGCUAUGUUUUUCCAUGUGACACUGAGGUCCCGACCUUCACCUUUGGCGUUAGCGAUGCUAAGUUUACCAUCCCCGCCAAGUUCAUGAACUAUGCUCCUCUGGGUGACGGAUCCAACAACUGCUUUGGCGGACUUCAGCCUAGUGAGGAUAUUGGUAUCAACAUUUUUGGCGACAUUGCCCUCAAGGCAGGGUUUGUAGUGUUUGACGGUGGCAACACCCAGCUAGGAUGGGCCACGAAGUCGUUGUAAAAUUUCUGUGGCUUGAAAUUUGUAUAUUAUGUCAAGUAUUUACUAGAGUUUGUUUGACCCGGUUUCGGGCAGGUUUGGUACAUAAAUCUUCUAGCAUCAAAACUAUAACCGGUAGACAAUUGCACUGUUAUGUACAA
Molecule: messenger RNA, 1642 nt
Organism: Ilyonectria robusta
Lineage: Eukaryota; Fungi; Ascomycota; Sordariomycetes; Hypocreales; Nectriaceae
Product: aspartic peptidase domain-containing protein
Exons: 1
Coding region: 105-1505 (466 amino acids)
Biological process (GO): proteolysis
Molecular function (GO): aspartic-type endopeptidase activity
Source: RefSeq, a predicted model, not a curated record